CACGGGUGGACGGUGGAUGACAGCUUUUUUUUACCGUUGUUUUACAAGUGGCAACAGAGCUUAAUUGCAGACUUCUCCUUUUUCUCAUGUUUUGAUUAUCGGCUAGACGGCUACAUGUGAUUUGCUUUGGCACGCUUUGCCGAUCCCGUAAUUGAUCAAAAGCAUAAAAAUGGAUACAAACCUACAAGAGAAUUUUAAUCAUCAUACUACAGUGGCAAAAGCACUUUCUCAUGAUGUUCAAUCAGAAGCCUUUUACGGCACAAUUAGGGCUCUUCUUACAACAAUUCAAAUAUCGAGAAGAAAAGAUUUUAAGUUAACAGAGCCCCCUGAUCUUUUGUCAAUAACUGAAGGACUGGUUAGAAAUGCAAACCUUACAAUAGACCUUGCCAUAGUUGCUGGGAAAGUAAACUGCUUGACAAAAGUAUACAUCCAGCAUAAUCCUGUGGCAGUAGAGGAUUUGAUGGCUCAGUCUUCACAAAUUACAGAGACUAUUCCAAAAAUGUGCUUCCUGUUCGGCAUAAUUGAUUGUCUACCAACUGACAGAUGUGAAGUGACUGUAAUUACCAUCGCAGAAGAAAUCUGUCAACUCCUGAAAAAUUUCAGUGCAACAUAUUUCCAUCAGAUGAAACUCCUGCUUGCUUGGCUUCAAUAUAUCCGAAGUAUUGUGCCCUUUAUUCCCCAUACAAAUCCUGUUCGUGCCCAAUUCCUCCUGCCUCAAAGUGUGAUGAUGGACAUCAUCAAUCUUCAUUGGGAGACAACUCAAGUGCAAAAUUUACCAGAGCAAUGCCUAGCGACAAUCUGCGAUAUAUGGCGUAUCGCCCAGCCAACAUCGCAGUACGCCGAUAUCGUGGCUAAGAUGGCGUUGACCAACUUGACGUGGAAAUCAAGGACAAAAUACCUUAUCUUGGCAACCGUACUGCCUUUCACCAACUUCAAGGAAAUUUUGUGCGAGUACCCCGACACCAUUUACGCUAUAACGACCAGUCUUGAUUCAAAUAUUCUCUUGGCAGCUGGAACCUCUCUCUUCAAAGCUUUCACAAAAAAAUUGACUCCUGACGAGUGGGAAGACUACUGCCAAAGUGUACUGCUCGAUGCAUUGAACCACUCGAACCGAAACACCCAUUUAAAUGCCGCCCAUUACUGGCUUCCGUGCUUGAUUCACACCUCGCCUGUGGUUCUGAUCGAACUGAAACAACGCCUCCUAAAAUCUGAUAACUUCAAUUGGCUAGCCUACAUAUCGCUAUUGAAGUUGAUGGAUCAUCUAGAUGACAGAGAUAGACUACUUACUUAUAGAGCCUUGAAUCAUAGCGAAGAAGAAGUAAGAGCAGCUGCAUUUGGAAUCCUACUUCAUACGAAUAAGAAGACAGAAGUCAUCCGCGCCGAAGAUUGGGAUUUGAUGAACAACUUCUUGCUCAACAAUCUCCGAUCUGACAAUCCGCAAUUUAGAUUGAAAUUGCUGUCCACCACACGGCUUUUCUUGAUUCGCCUAUUGGAGUCUUGUCUUAGCAGGAUCAAAGGCAAUUGUCCUUUAGAUGAAGAUAUUGAAAAUUUGAGGAAGCUUCAUGACCAACUACUUGAGGGUUUGACUCCUUUAUCCAGCUAUCAGAAGAAAGUUACUUCAUUAGGUGUCCUUCGCUACAUCCAGCAGUUGUUUGGCAAUAGUGAUGCUCAGGCAGACAGUCUAGCUAAAGGGGCUUCAUUAUCGAAACGUCAUCAGUUGAUCCAGCUAGCCGGAGAUCGCUGGGAUUUUACUGGAAAAAUACCUCUAGACCAUUACACCAUCUGCUUAAUGGAUGAGGUGAUUGACGUCCGCCAUAAAGCAGCGGAUAUUCUGCGGGACUUUUUCCCGUGCCCACCUUCCAGUUAUUUACAGUUGCUUUACCGCCAAGGAUUAGAGAUGUGCGAUAGUGCCAAAUUCCAGCGGAGUGAAUGCGGUGCUGCCGUAAUUCAAAUGAUUAGUCAUUGGUCACCUACAAGCCAGGAUAUCGAACCAAAAUUAACGUUAGACUUUCUGAUGGGGGAGAUUCAAAAACGGUUUCAUCAACUUAAGUUAGACUGGAUGUCCGGAGCAGCUCAACAACCUGUUCAUGGUUUCGUUGGCGCUCUGGUCAAAGUUCUUCAGCUUCCACACCAUUCACACUCGGUGACAUCCUACACAAGUUUGAUUGAACUAAGUCAAACGAUAAGUUGUUAUAUGCUGGACAUGUUAGCCAGCAAAUCAACUGGAAGUCCAGAUGUGGCGCCAUCGUUCGAGGAGAUGAGUCAAUCCAUUGACGAUAUUGUUCGCCGAAAUAAUUCGACGAACAUGAAUGAUACGAUAGCCAUCAGUGUUCAGCAACAGCUGGUCUUGGCCUGCGCCUGGCUUAACUUGAAGGAAUCGGGUUAUUUGGCUGUUCAAGUUGCCACUUUGCUGCUAAAGGACGAGCGACUGCCCCAAGAAGAACGGAUCCACCAGAUUGAUCAGUGCGCCCAAGUAGUGUAUCAAAUUCUCAUCCGUUGUCGCCAUAAAGGCGCUAUUGAAGCAGCCGGCGAUGCUAUGGGCUUACUGUGUAGAAAAUUGUUUGCCAGUCAAGAGGAAGCAAUCAGAACCAUUCCUGGAAAGAUAUUGACCAAUUUUCUACAACGGCUCGAAAAUUCAAAGUUGGGGGCAUCCAUCACUCGCCGCUCGGCUGGGCUAGCUUUUUUGGUUAGCAAGAUUGUAAGCAGUCAAGCAGAAAAGUCUUCACCGGAUUCAUUACUCGUAGUGGCAACUAAAAGAUUGAUUAACGUUGCCCAGCGCCCAGUUGAUAUGAAUGAACGACAAGAUGAUGUCUGUGAUUUGCCCCAGUCAGUGGCCAUGCAUUUACUUAAGUCGCUGGUUCACGAUGCUUCGCUUAGUGUUGGAUUACAGCCCGAAUUGAUGGAGCCCAUCGUCAAGUUGAGCGUCGACUCUUUUGCGCAUCCGCACUGGUCCGUUCGCAAUGCCGCUUUACAGUUACACGGAGCCGUUAUUCCGCGAUUGAUUGGUGCAUCUAGCAAGACGACGGCAGAGAUCUUUCACAAACUUCCAGGAUUAGAGUCAUUCUUCCUUGAAAAGUUAGCCGAACAACCCGAAGAUCAACAACUAGUUAGCGGUGGUCUUAUUCCAAGUCUCAGCAUUUUAAGUCGCCUUUCGCCCGACUAUGGAAACGAAGCCCGAAAUUCCCUUUUCGUUUCCAAACUCAUGGCAUUACUUGGCCAUCCAGUUGUUCAGGUCCGGCAAUUGGCUGCACAAAGCCUGUUGGCGUUUGUCUCGCUCUUCAAAACCAAAUGGAUCACGAUGCAACUUUGCGAAGAUGCUAUGGUCUUGGUAACGCAAAAGAGUUCCGAAAUACCACUGCAUUUCUGUGUCAUCGGAUCCUCCACUACAAACAGCCUCCACGGAUGCCUAUUGGCUGUGUUCGAAUUUUUAAGUCGCUGUCGUGACAUCGCACUUAGCGUCGAAGACUGGGAGAUGAUUCGCGAGGCAGUUUCGGCACUUGUUCCCGUGGAGAAUGACCAUCGCAGUUAUUACAUCAAAUCUGCCAUUUUGAAGCUUUUCCAAAUGCUGCCGAGCAUGGCUGGGGACGUGGAUUUUUUCAAACCCUACAGAGAGGAAUUGGUUCGCAAGCUGUACUACAAUCAACCCGGUUUUUGCGACUGGCUGAGGCUGAAAACGGAACUAAUCGUCAAUAAAAUUUCACUCAACUGCAUGCUGCCUGCCAUCGAACACUUUCUACCCAUCCAUAACGGAACGGAUGUAGUGGAGAUGGCCCUGAGAGGUCUUAAAAAUCGAUUGGCUCGCUUGUCGAGUUCCAGUGUUUUGGCCAAUACCGUAACUUGUUUCGUUACGUACUACAUCAGCCAUUGGCAGUUGUACCCUAGUCUGGUACCUGCCUGUCUCGAAUUCGUUCUGGCUCGAGGAGCUACUUGUCUGUUGGAAAGUGAUACAUCGCUUCAAGCGAACCUUGAUUUCCUGUUGGGCACAUUCAUCGAAACAAGGCAAUUAGGUUCUGCCGUGGCUCUAUCAGCGAUCCCAACAGCGUCUGCUGUCAUCAAAGAAACAAUAGAGAAGAGCCUUCCGGUUGACAAUUUAGACAGUGUCAUUUUUCGACUAAGUCGCUGUUUGUUGGACGCUUCACAACCAGAAGAAGCGCCACCGUUCCGUGCCGCGGCUGCUGCCAGUCUCAAAAUGACGGGAAGGCUAUUAGUAGAAAGGACGUAUAAAACGGCGGAAACCAGUCGAAAUCUUUUCCUCCUUAUUUUGAAUCUUAUUCAAGAUGAGGAAAAAGACAUUCGAGGAGAUACAGCUUUCUUUUUGACGGAUCUAGUCUCCUCACUAAACAGUACUUCCCCAGAAAAUCCGCGCAUGUUUCAGAUGAGUCCUACUUGCUGCCUUGAAGAAUUUGCUCUUCACAUUCACCACUGGUUUCCUAAGCAACACAUUGUUCCAGUCAUAUUUGAUUUGUUGAAAAACUGUGAUCCGGUUGAAAUUGAUGAAAUUCAACAGCCCUUGUAUGAUCGGGAACCCCGAAAUUUUUUCCAAGAGGAGACGGAAUCGGUCCGAUUCCUCGUCAAAGUGGUCAAGUCAUUGGCCAGUGCUAUGGAAUGUGAUGAUAACCAUCCCUUCCAGUUGAAUGUUGACGUUGAACACACUUUUGAAGAAGCCCACCAAUGCCUUGAUCGCGUCAGACCCAAUCUGUCGUUCAGCGCAGAAGCAAAUGAAUGGCUUUUUACUCAAUCAGCAGAAAGUUAUUCAGUUCUUAUUCGACUCAAUGCCCGCUUAUCUAUUAUAGGUUUAUGCUGUCCAUCUUGGGAGACUGACCACCGUUUUCUGGAGCUCAAAAGCUUAAUUGAACGAAUGACUCAUCGCUGCGUUUCGUGAUUUUUUUUUCCCGAUUGUUUUUCCAUUUUUUUUAAACAAAAUUUGGAGUUUUGGCUAUAAAAGGGGGAAGUAUUUCAACAGUUUUGAACAUGUUUACCAGUAAAAUGGUUAAAUUUGUCAACAAAUUAUUGUACGAAAGGUAUUACGGAGUAGUAAAUAAAAAUUAAUGAUUACGAAA
Daphnia pulicaria is the source of this 5060-nucleotide messenger RNA. Its product is annotated as thyroid adenoma-associated protein homolog. Gene Ontology annotation, biological process: tRNA methylation. The record is from RefSeq and is a predicted model, not a curated record. NCBI's taxonomy places the organism in Eukaryota, Metazoa, Arthropoda, Branchiopoda, Diplostraca, Daphniidae. Gene Ontology annotation, cellular component: cytosol. The transcript is spliced from 7 exons. The coding region runs from base 170 to 4882 and encodes 1570 amino acids.